This is a messenger RNA of Malassezia japonica, 1518 nucleotides long. RefSeq names its product rRNA-processing protein bfr2 (gene BFR2). Gene Ontology annotation, biological process: maturation of SSU-rRNA from tricistronic rRNA transcript (SSU-rRNA, 5.8S rRNA, LSU-rRNA). Gene Ontology annotation, cellular component: nucleus; nucleolus. The coding region runs from base 1 to 1518 and encodes 505 amino acids. The record is from RefSeq and is a predicted model, not a curated record. The transcript has 2 exons. Lineage: Eukaryota; Fungi; Basidiomycota; Malasseziomycetes; Malasseziales; Malasseziaceae.
AUGGCGCGGCUGGACUUGGAUGCACUGCUGCAUGUGGCGCCAGAGACAAUCGACCCGGAAGCUGGGUACGAUGAGGCAGGCGACGCUGCGUCUGUGCCGUCGGACGAUGAGGACGCGCCGACGCAGCCCGCACAGGCCCGCAAGCACUAUGUCGAUAUGGGGUCGAGCCGCCUGCGCAAGGCAAAGCUGACGGAUUCCGAGGCAUUGGCAGAUCCAAAGUAUAGCGGUGUGCGUACGUCGCGUGCGGCGAUGUUUGGCGAUGGAGAGGCCGAGGAGGACGAGGACGAGGACGAGGAGGAAGACGAGGAGAUCGACCUCGACGACCAAGACAUUGACGACGAUGAAGAGAUCGACAGUGACGAGGUCGACGGGUUCGACGGGGAAGAAGGCGAGGAGCUUGAGGACGAGGAAGAGGAGCAUGAGGACGACGAUAAAGAGGGUGACGACGACGACGACGACGAUGACGACGACGACGAUGACGACGACGACGACGACGUACCCGCUCCGCCGCGCGGCACAAAACGCACCGCCUCUGAUACUGAUGGCCCUACCCAAGAAGAGUCACAGGACUUUCUCACUCAAAUCCAUUCGCGUCAAGCCCAGGAUGCCAAAAAGGGCAAGCAAGUCCAAAAGCAAGUCCGGGCUUGGGAGCAAGCCCUGCGCAUGCGUAUCGCCCUGCAAAAGACGAGUGCCAUGAUCGCGCGCCUCCCCCCGGCCUCGUCUAUGGACGCGUACUUUGACGCAUCGCCCUCUACGCGCGAGCACCUCGAUGGGGCCGCAGUUGAGCUUGAGGAUAUUGCCAGCACGCUCCUCGACGUGCGUCUGCGCCUCUGGGAGCAAAACGUGCCUGCGCUGCGUGACGAACUUUCACAGCGUGUACACCGCGAGGCCAGUGGCGCCAAAGCGCUGAGCGAUCUCGAGGCGGCGCUCGACCCCCACCGCCGCAUGCUCCUGACGCGCUGGUCGAACAAGAUUGCGGCCGCGCCCGAGUCGCGCAAUGCCCCCGGCGGCCGUCUGCAAUUGCGUGCGAUGAACCAAGGCGUAGUCGAGCAGCUCGACCAGGCGCUCUCUGGCGACGGCCUCGCGCGGCUUGUCGAGCGUACGCGUGUCUGGCGCCCGACCGACGCCGAGCGUCUUGGCGUGGAAGCCGAGGACAAGGACGGGCGGUCUGCGCAGGACGUGGACGUCUUUGACGAUAGCGACUUUUACGCGCAGCUCCUGCGUGACCUGGUCGACAAUGCCGGCCUCGUGCAGGCUGGCACGUCCGCGGUCGCGAGUGAUGCGCUGCAUGCGCGCAAGAAGAAGCGCGCCGUCGACGUGCGUGCGAGCAAAGGGCGCCGCAUUCGCUACGAGAUCAUCGACAAGGUGCAAAACUUUAUGCCGCCGAUCCCCCGCACGACGUGGGACGAGGACCAAAUCCAGCGCUUCUUUGCGCGCCUCGCCGGUGCCCCUACCGAGGACGCAGAGGAGGAGGAGGCGGCGGAUGCCGAGCACGACGGAUUCCGCCUGUUUGCAUAG